Messenger RNA from Apis florea (little honeybee), 5165 nucleotides. It is a transcript of the gene nrm, whose product is annotated as neuromusculin. The record is from RefSeq and is a predicted model, not a curated record. NCBI's taxonomy places the organism in Eukaryota, Metazoa, Arthropoda, Insecta, Hymenoptera, Apidae.
GACGAUCCUUUUUUCCCCCCUUUUUUUUCGUUGUUGCAGGGAGCAGCGAGCCAUGGCUGAAGAGCGUGAAGCACGCGGAGCUGGGCACAGAGGUGCAACUGCCGUGCGUGCUGAAAUUACCCCAGUGCGAGGGGCUUCACAGCAUCAAAUGGUAUCGAGGCGCGACCCGUAUCUUCAUAUUCAGCGAGGACGUCGGAUUGACGCGGGGGAACAACGACAUAGCCGUGAGGUCUGACAUACAAUACACGACAAAUUCGUCGAAGACAUUCUUGAAGAUUCCUGACGUCAAGUUGGAGGACGAAGGCCUAUACAAAUGUGAAGCCACUUACUUGGCUGUGAAUCGAGAGUGCAACAAUGUUCAGCAUAUCAUACUCAACGUCACUGUUCAACCUGCAUUCGUACGCGUCAUCGACGAGACGACGAAGAAGACGUUAAGCACCGGCGCCACUCUGGGGCCUAUAAACGAAGGCUCCGUGAUCUCCUUGUACUGCGAGAGCGGCGAGGGGAAACCGGUGCCUACGGUCGAGUGGUUCAAGAACGAGCAACCCGUGGAAGCGUCCAGCUCGACGACGAUAGCCGAGAGCGGGAUAGGGAACGCGAGUAGUUUGCUGCAGAUGCAAAUCACACGCGACGAGCUCAACACAACUUUCACGUGUAAAGUCAACAGUACAGCCCUCGUCGAGCCUCUCGCCGUCGACAUCAAGCUCGAUGUUCAUGUUCGACCGUUGAAGAUGGAUUUGGCCGGGGUGGUGGGUCACGUGGUGCAGGGAACGAAAAUCCUGCUUCAGUGCACCGUGCGAGCAGCGAGGCCAGCCGCGAACAUAACUUGGCAGAAUGGUACCGAGUAUUUGAACGCCAGUGACAGGUUCGACAUGUUCGAGACGAAAGUGGAAGAGAACGAGGAUGGCACGUCGGUGACCAUAGGUUACCUCGCUUUCACGGCCUCUGUGUACGACAAUGGAAGAACGUUCAAGUGUUACGCCGAGAACUCGGUCACACGUUCCGAGGACAUGAAACCGAUGAUAGAGUCGACGACGAUCGAAGUUUUAUAUCCGCCUAUAGUAACGAUGAAGCCAGAGAAUAUCACCGUAAAUGAAACCGUAGAUUUUAUAAUAUUUUGCGAUUACGAAGCUAACCCGGCUACCCUAACGAGAGUAUCGUGGUAUCGAGACGACAAGGAAUUAGUUCUAACCGACGAUCACUACGAGGGCGGUAUCACGGAGCAAACGGCCCUCACCGUGAAAAAUGCGACACCCAGUGACAUGGGCACUUACAAAUGUGUACUAGAGAAUAACGUUGCCGCAUCCGCUUCGGAGGACGUGGUUCAAGUCUCUGUUCUGUACAAGCCAGUGGUGAAGGUGAUAAUGGACCCGGAAACACCGGUGAACGAGGCGGACCGCCAGAACGUCUCGCUGACCUGCGAGGUUGUUACCGGGAAUCCGGCGAGCCUGACCGCUGUACGAUGGUACUUGGACGGUGAUCUGUUGAAAGAACUUCCGGACUGCACGAGAAAUAGCAGCUCGACCACCACGACCACCGAGGAAUCUUUAAUUUUCUGCGAUAUCGAUCCGAGCAAGCUGCUGCUCGAAGCCGUGGGCCGCUCCUUUCAUGGGAACUACUCUUGCGAGGGUAGAAACGACGCCGGCUGGGGGCCACUUUCACCGAGCGCACCUGUCAUGGUCUAUUACAAACCGGGGCCAGCUUCGAUCUCGUACGAGCCCCAGCAGGUAAUAAAGAAACGGCCGUUGACCAUCACCUGCUUCGUGCUCGACCCGGGACGGCCGAAGGUGGCCGGGUUCAAAUGGCUACGAGGGCUUCACAGACUUCCCGAUGAAAACAACGCCACCCUUACCAUCGAGUCGGUUAAUUUGGAGACCGAGGCUAAUUUCACUUGUCUGGCUUACAACGAGGCCGGGGACGGCGAUCCGGCCACCACGUUUAUCGACGUGUCCGCGGCGCCAGCGUUUAUCAAGAAGCUCCUCCCUUAUCACGGCUACGUGUACAAUUCGCCCAACGUUAGCAUCAUGUGCUGGGUGGAGUGCGCCCCAAUGUGCAAUAUCUCGUGGCUGAAAAACGGUGUCCCCAUGGACUUCACGAAAACCAAUCGAUACUACCUGAUGAACGUUCUCCACCCGCCUGACCCGCGUACCAACGACUUCGAGAGCAUACAAUCGACCCUGGUCUGGAACCUGACCGCCUGGCCUAGUGGACAACUCGACCGUGUCGAGGACAACGUUAAAUUCACCUGCGAGAGCAGCAGCAACGGGAUUGGAUCCGGGGUGAAGAGCAGCACCCACUUUCACGUCGAAUUUCCGCCGGAAAAUAUGACGAUAUCGAGGAAGAUAAUAAACGUAACCGUCGACACGAUACCGGAAACGGUGACCUGUAACGCGAAGGCACUUCCGGAACCGACUUUUCGCUGGUUUCGGGAGGGCUCCACGGACAUCAUAGUCGAAGGCCGUGUUCUCGACCUGAAAGUGCCGAUUCCCAGGCGGAGCAACGGCACCUAUUACUGCGAGGCGUCGAAUCGUCAUGGAACCAAGAACAUCUCCAUGAUCAUGAAUGUUCAAUUUAAGCCGGAGUGUCACGUGGAAAGGGAGCGAAUAGACGGAGAGGAUUACGUGGUGUGCUCGGCGAUGGCCAAUCCGAAGGAGACCGAUUUCGUUUGGUCGUUGAAGAGUGACAAUGACACGCUGGAGCAGAUCGCCGUUGCGCGCAAUGGGAAAAGCUACAUCCGCCUCGAUACGUCGGUGACCAAUUUCCGGACGUAUGUUUGCGUUGCGAACAACUCCAUCGGCCAUUCCAGCCCCUGCGACCGUGACGUGCCAGGCCAUAUACCUUGGUGGCAUCAAUUGGAAGGAAAUCUUCUUUUGAUCGUGAUCGUUGCCGCGGUUGUCCUUAUACUUGUGAUAAUCAUCAUCUGCGUGAUCAUUUUCAUCGUUUGUCGACGCAAGCGAAACCAGAUGAAAUACAGUAAUCGGGUGGUCGAGCUGGAGGAACGUGAACAUCCAGACGGUGGGCCACCGAGUCCAACAGUGUCCUCCCACUCGACCCAAACGACGGUCCAUCCGGCUGCCGCGCCCAGGUGGCCACUGAAGCCCGGUGUGCUGGUGCACAUCAAUCGAAGCCACAGCCUGCGAUCAGGGCUGAGCGUACGCGCGAACGAGUCGCUUCGUAACGAGGUGAUGGGCGGCCGGAACGAGCCGACUAUGGCCGAUCGUUUCAUCGUCGAGGCAACGAUCGCGAAAGUCGGGGGCGGGAAAAUGUUUCGCAGGCGGAAGGAGACGACACCGCAGAGGAGGGUGACCGUGUCCGGUCUGCAUGACGAGGGUAUGCUUGCCAGGGCUAAUAAAAUUAAGGCGAUGUUUGGAGUGCAGCUUAAAGAGCAGGCCACUUUGCCGGGAAUUUCGAGGGAGAAGACAGCCGUGACUUACAAAAGAAUAGCGCCCCAGCGGAAGAUAUUGCAUGCGGAAUCAUCCCGCGAAUUGAACCGAGCCAACGUCUCCCGUAAGCGAAAGAAACCAGGCGCAGAUCCCAAUCAAGCUGCGAAUAACAAUCACGUGAACAGCGUGUCGGAGGGACUUCCGGAGUCCGGGGCGAAGACGUUUUACGAGAAUUUGCCUUUCCACGGGAUCCAAUCACCGCCUAACAAGUUGGUUACCCCUAUGUUUGCCCGAGUUUCGGCUUUGCAUGGCACGUUGCACCACCACCACCACCACCAUCAUCAUCAUCAUCACCGUUCCGUGCCAAGCUCGCCGUGCCCCUCGCGGCCGCCCAGCAGAACGGUGUCGCUAUGCGACGCCAGUUCCGGUUACGAGUCGACCAGGAGCCAUCUAGGCCCCCACUAUAGCGACUACAACAUGCCCAGGAGCAAUUCGCCCGUGCUGAAGUACAACAGCUUGAAGCCACGGCGAAGGAAGAACAAGCGUUCCCAAUUCUACUCGCUCAGAUUGUGCCGAGGGGCCGAGAACGAGGAGCAGAUCCACAGGAAGUAUCAGCUUUACGCUAUACCGAUAUACAAGUGCCCGCACAAGAGCGGGAGCGCGAGCACGGUGACCACGAUCGUGAGAUCGGGCACACCUUCGUUGUCCACCGUCGUGGAUGCUCAAAGCGAUCAGACUCGGUCGAGAGACGAGGAGGAAGGAGAAGAGGCGCCGAAGGCGCCACCUGUGCCCGCGCCCAGGAAGUGCAGGAGGACCGAUCCCUCGAAGCACACGUAUCAAAACGUCCCCACUCCCGUUUUUCCCACGAAAAACGCCCCGUUGCCCAAUGGAGCCAAGACCGACAGCCUCUACAACUACAAAGAACACUACCAGCAACAGCACAGGCAGGAGAUGCAGCAGUACAGCUACCCAUUACCGAGCAACAGUUCCAGCCAACUAACACUGCCACUAACGCGCAGCCUCUACCACUCCUCGAUAGUUAGCCCCUUACAGACCUCGUACGUGCACGCGAACAGCCGGCCGCCACCUUUCGCUCAGCCCAACGAGAAUCACAUGGGCGAGGAGCAGCAGAAUUACGCGAACCACGACCCCGCGAGACAGCCGCGCCGCCACGCGGCGAACCGGUCGAGCGAGCGGGGCCAGAAAUACAGGAAGCACAAGCGCGGCGAGAGGAAGCAGAAGCAGAGGCGGCCGGUGGACUCCUCCGCCUCGAGGAGGGCGGAGACGUACGCGAGCGCCCCCUCCUGCGAGACGAGUUUUCACCAGGUGCAGGAGCUCGGUAUACCCGAGACGUACAAAAUCUCUUAUCCCCAUUACUACGAGGACGACAUAGCGGAGUGUCCCACCGAUUAUCACAGAACGAAUCCUAGCUCCCGCCAACAGAUAUGGGAACGGCAGUCGUCUAACCGUUGCCCGGCAGAGGGCGCCACGCAUUACGCGGACACGGGCGACACGAAGAGCAGGAGCAAGUCGAAGAGACUGUCGUCGAAUUUGGGCGACGGGAGAUCGCCGUCCGCGCCUACGAUAAUGCAGUACGCCGAGCUGCACUUCCGGGACGUCGGUCAGGAGAUCGAUGUCUAAAAGCCCUUCAAGCCGGAAUUUUCGGAUCUCGACUACGCGGACGUGGACUACCGCUCCUACGGGCCGAUCAACUACAAAGCUGCAAGCAUCGCGCUCCUCCAGAAGCAGCAACAAGCACUGAAGCAGCAACGACAACUUCAG